GUCUGCACCCUAAAGGAACCUGCAAAGGUCCCCCUCCCCCCCAGAGGUGGAGCCCCAUCUUGGAAGGGGCGAGGGACCAGGGUCACCCAGGGAGGGGAGGGGGCUGUGACCCCCGUGUUGCUCCAGUAGGCAAGGGUACCUUUCAGGAGGACCUGUGCAACUUGCCCAAUCCUUUCGCAGCAGCAGUUUGUCUGAAGGGUCCUGGGCAUGGUCUGAGUGAGGGCAUUGCAGGGUUGAGCUCCUUCUAGUCGGUGCCUGGAUGGGAGACUGCCUGGAGAAACUCCCCCCCCCAUAUUGCUUUCAGUUCUAGUUUGGAGAAGAGGUGAUGUGUAAAUGCAAUAAAUAGGGCUGCUGGCCCUAGGAUACUGCAUUUCAUAUUAUCUGGAAUCAAGAGCUGCCGAAACUGCCCUUCUGGGGCCCAGGUGGAAAGUGGAAUGACUUGAUCAGCCUGCCCUUGGCCAGCCAGAUGUUUUGGACUACAGCUGCCAUCAGCCCCGGCCAAGCAGAGCACUCUCUCUCCGCCUGCAUUUUGGGGGGCCGUCCAUGCCACUGGUUUGGGGAGACACCUUCCAACAAAGAGGAUAAAGAGAAGGAGAUGCCUCCUCCUGCCUCUCCCCCCACAAACACCACUGGGGCACCCCUCCUCCCGCUGAGCCCUGCCGACCCCCAAGACCAGAGCAAUGAGUUCCACAUCAAGCACAUGCAGAGGGCUUUCACAGCCAGCCUCAUGCCCAGCGGGCAAAUCCUCAUCUGGGAAUACCUCAGUGGCUGGAAAGAGCUUAUCAAGUUUAUGGAUUCUCUGGGCGCUGCCUUUGGUUUGAUCUCACGGGAGACUCAGACCAAGAUCGCCAUCAUGCAGCAACACCAGAAUGGGCCGCAGGGCCCUCACUACCACACCCUGCAGUCCAUGGUGAACUUUGAACUGGCCAAGGGCUUGGUGGGCUUCCAGUCUCUCCCAGCCGGCCACCUCCCCUCUGGCUGCCGGACACUGCUGCGACUUCAUCGGGCCUUGAAGUGGCUGGAGCUUUUCCUGCACAAGCUGGGGACCAGCGAGGACAGAGACCCUUCCCAGAUGUGUGCGGACGCCUACCGGGAGGCGUUGGCCCCAUACCACAGCUGGUGGGUGCGGCAGGUGGCUUCUCUGGCCUUCAUGGCUUUGCCCUCCCGCCAGGACCUGUACCACAUCAUCUGCCUGGAAGAAGAGCGGAAGGCUCGGACCAUCCUCCAGGCCACCGUCCACAGCAUCGCCCGGGUGUACAACAUCACACACGAGGUGUACGCUGCCCACGGGAUGCUGGACCUGCCCUGAUGCCUCCUCGUACCCAAAGGCUGCAGGAAGAGUUGUUUGCCAGGAGAGAGGGAAGGAGGGAGGUGGAGUUCGGAUUAGUAUUGAGUAAAACCAUAUGCUUAUGUGCCUUAAGAAGAAAUCUUGUUAAUCUUGUUAGCUUUGUUAUCUUUAAUAAAUACUUAAUUUGGUUUACCAAA
Messenger RNA from Rhineura floridana, 1485 nucleotides. It is a transcript of the gene GLTPD2, whose product is annotated as glycolipid transfer protein domain containing 2. Gene Ontology annotation, biological process: ceramide transport; intermembrane lipid transfer. Bases 467 to 1309 code for a protein of 280 amino acids. The transcript is spliced from 4 exons. Lineage: Eukaryota; Metazoa; Chordata; Lepidosauria; Squamata; Rhineuridae. Gene Ontology annotation, cellular component: cytoplasm; cytosol; membrane. The record is from RefSeq and is a predicted model, not a curated record. Gene Ontology annotation, molecular function: ceramide 1-phosphate binding; ceramide 1-phosphate transfer activity.